CCAACUUUGCAACGGCUCUCUCUCUAGCCUCUACUUUCUAUAUUUUUCAUCUUUCAUAACUCCACUUUCCUUCUCUGUCCCUCCUCUAUUGUAUUUAUAUACAUAUUACCUCCUCCCUUUGAAUUUAUAUACAGUCCCUCUCGUUUCUCUUUCUAACUUCUCUCAUUUCACUUUUUUGACAUCUAUCUCUUGUUUCUCUCUCUAAGAUGGGGCUCGGAGGAUGGGUUGCUAUGGCCAUGGCUUUCAUGGGUUUUUUAGUUUCUGCACAAUCUUAUGAGUUUUUGGUUGGCGGCACGGCUGGUUGGGUCUCUUCUCCGAAAGAGGAAUACAACGAUUGGGCUGAAAGGAACAGGUUUCAGAUCAAUGAUACUCUUGUAUUUAAAUACAAGGCCGGUUCUGAUUCAGUCCUCUUGGUGAGCGAACAAGACUACCAUUCAUGCAAGACUUCUUCUCCCAUCUCGAGCUUCAAAGAUGGCAACACCAUUUUCAAAUUCCCUGGCUCUGGUCCCUUCUUCUUCAUUAGUGGCGAAAAGGACCACUGCCAAAAUGGGCAAAAGCUGAUUGUUGUAGUGUUAGCAGAAAGACAUAAUAAGCAUUCCAUAUCUCCUCUUCCUUCUCCAUCACCAAAAUCUUCCCCAUCUUUGGCCCCUUCCCCUGCAUCUUUGGCCCCUACUUCCCACUCUCCAUCUCCAUCUUUGGCCCCUACUUCCCCCUCCCCUUCAAAUCCUUCUUCUGCUUCUCCUCCAUCUUUUGCCCCUCUUCCCCUCUCCAAAUCCUCUCCAUCUUUCGCCCCUGCUUCCUCUCCAUCUUUGGCCCCUGCUUCCCCCUCCCCUUCAGCACCAUCUUCGGCCCCUAUCUAUCAGUCCCCAAUUUCUUCACCAACUCCUUCUCCAUCCUCAGCUCCUAUUUCGUCAGAGCCACCAACUCCUUCUCCAUCCUCAGCUCCUAUUUCGUCAGAGCCACCAACUCCUUCUCCAUCCUCAGCUCCUAUUUCUUCAGAGCCACCAACUCCUUCUCCAUCCUCAGCUCCUAUUUCGUCAGAGCCACCAACUCCAUCUUCAUCCGAGCCUCCAUCCCAGGGUCCACCAACUUCAUUAGAGCCUCCAUCUCCUAGUGGAAGUGGGGUUUCCGUUUCUCCAACGCCUACUCCUUCUAACUCUAACUCGAUCUCUGUUGGUUUUAGAAUGGGAAUUUUGCUGAUAUUUAGCAGUUUAUUGGUUUUUGUUUGAAUUUUUUGAAAUCAUUUUGGGGACUGAAUUGGAGAUACUACUGAAAUUUCAGAAUGGUUGGGUAGUUUGUUUAUUUACCGUGUCAUGUGGAUCAUUUAUCGAGAAAAGGUUGGUGAUUUUGUAUUGGAUUGGAAUAAGUUUUAGUUGAAUGGUUGGUUAGUGAAUUGGUUGGUUAUAAACAUUCAUUGGAUGAAUAAGAUGCAAUUUUUUUUAUGGA
Amborella trichopoda is the source of this 1446-nucleotide messenger RNA. RefSeq names its product early nodulin-like protein 1 (gene ENODL1). Gene Ontology annotation, cellular component: plasma membrane. Gene Ontology annotation, molecular function: electron transfer activity. Lineage: Eukaryota; Viridiplantae; Streptophyta; Magnoliopsida; Amborellales; Amborellaceae. The record is from RefSeq and is a predicted model, not a curated record.